Cylicocyclus nassatus is the source of this 276-nucleotide messenger RNA. Lineage: Eukaryota; Metazoa; Nematoda; Chromadorea; Rhabditida; Strongylidae. The record is from the annotation of a GenBank genome assembly.
AUUUUGCUGAGGCCCCGCGUAGAUCUGCGACCAGGGCCCCGUCGUCUCUGGUCUUUCUCCUCUGCUCGUCUGCGUCUCCCGGUUGCGUGCUACCUCGUCACCCUAAACGCGAUGCACUGGGCAUUUCGCUUUGGCCAAUGGAACGUGAUAUCUAUCUCUCCACAACAGCUAAGACAGACCAUAAUGGUGACUAUGGGCUUCAAAGAAUUCAGGAAGUGUAUGAGAAUUGGGUUGCAAUAUUUGUGUGUUUCACCUGUAACACUACCAAUAAAGGAU